UGGGGAGAGAGUGGGAAGAAAUGGUUACUACUACUAUAUGUUGUCUGUUCCGAACAUGAGAUCACCUGAAACAAGGUUGCUGGGUGGGUCUUACCUUGCUCAAUCCUGUUUUUGGUGCAGCUGCAAAUUCAAUCCCACAGUUUCAUUGUCAGUAGUAUCACGUAAAAUUCAGAAGCCUGCCACAGCACUAACUACCAAGAAAACGAAGCUUAAUUCUUCAGACUCAUUGAAUCAAACAGUUGGUGGGCACAACAAGGAGAAGAAGAAAAGAGUGUUCUUUUUAGAUGUUAAUCUACUCUAUUACGAAGGAAGCAACCCAGCUUGAACUCUUUUCUUCGAUGGCUCUCUCUUUUCCUCUGACCCUGAAUAUAAUUAGGAUCAAUUAGUAUUAUUUAGCAUAUCUGAAUAUUUAUUAUAGAAUAUUAGGUCUUUAUUUUUUCGAUUCUAACACCUAUAAAUACCCUUCUAUAUUAUAUUAUUCAAGACAACUUGAAUAGACAACUUGAAUACACUCAAUAAUAUACAAAUCCUUUUUCCAGUCUCUUGUUUCUAACACCUGUCAUUGCUGUAAGACUCGGUACCAUUCUCUUUCUGCCUUAUAUUUUGGUUCUGCUGUUGCCCCAUUGAAUUGAAUUGGUUGUGGUUUGUUUCAAUAUUUGUAUAUGAUGUUAAAAGUACUUGAACAAAAUUCGUUAAUCCAAUUGUGACAACCCUUUGAGAUUUAUCUCAUGAUUAAGCAGGUUGUUGAUGGAGAAAGAGGUAGUGAGCAUUGUAGACAGUUACUACCUUGUUAUAAAGCACAGAGAACAAAGUUCAUGAGACACUUAUCAUCUUCAGAGACUUUCAAAAGGAUAUGUUGGCAAGUCCUAUCAAGUUAUCAGCGAUGUUUUUUGAAAAUGCAAUGUGCCUAUUAUAAAAGUCGAUGGCCGAUGAUGUUGUGGCGACACUUGCGGGACAAGUUCUCGAUAAAGGAUUUUGAGUGAUGAUAGCCUCCCCUGAUAAGGAUUUCAAGCAGCUCAUCUCUGAAGAUGUGUAAAUAGUUAUGGCAUUGCCAGAGUUAAGAAGGUGGUCCUUCUACACUCUGAAGCACUAUAAAGAUCAGUAUAAUUGUGACCCCCAAUCUGAUCUGAGUCUUAGAUGUAUUGUAGGUGAUGAAGUAGAUGGUGUUCCUGGUAUCCAACACGUGGUCCCUAGUUUUGGUCGAAAGACUGCUGUGAAACUUGUUAAGAAGCAUGCAUCAUUGGAAAAUUUAUUAAGUGCAGCUGCAAUAAGGACUGUGGGCAAACCAUAUGCACAAGAUGCCCUCACAAAGUAUGCCGAUUACUUAGGCCGAAACUAUCAAGUUCUUGCCUUGAAAAGAAGAAUUGACAUGCCAAAAAUUUAAUGUUGCAUAGUUAGAGGGACUCCAAUCUAUGCAAAUGAGAUCAAAGCUGUGUUAAGUUAGCAAAGGGCCAGCUAAACUUCAGUGGAGAAAGAUUGAGUCACAUUGUCUUGCACAAGAUUGAUCCAUUACCACCAUAUCAAUGAACAAUAUUCAAGUAAUAGGGAAGAAUUGGAGGCUAUUAUUUAGACAACACUAAACAGUAAACAUGAUUCAUUGAAGAGUCAAGACAUUUCAAUUUUCAGUGGGUAUUACAUGUUUUUCAGUUUACUUUUUUUUUUUAAUUUAUAUAUAAAGGA
Molecule: messenger RNA, 1680 nt
Organism: Arachis stenosperma
Lineage: Eukaryota; Viridiplantae; Streptophyta; Magnoliopsida; Fabales; Fabaceae
Exons: 4
Coding region: 1043-1384 (113 amino acids)
Biological process (GO): DNA replication, Okazaki fragment processing
Molecular function (GO): DNA binding; 5'-flap endonuclease activity
Source: RefSeq, a predicted model, not a curated record